This is a messenger RNA of Uncinocarpus reesii 1704, 2529 nucleotides long. RefSeq lists its product as uncharacterized. The record is from RefSeq and is a predicted model, not a curated record. Lineage: Eukaryota; Fungi; Ascomycota; Eurotiomycetes; Onygenales; Onygenaceae. Bases 1 to 2529 code for a protein of 842 amino acids. Gene Ontology annotation, cellular component: cytoplasm; nucleus. Gene Ontology annotation, molecular function: ubiquitin binding. The transcript has 3 exons.
AUGUCUGAAAUUCACACUCGUGGCCGGGGUUCGGCCCGUGGUGGCAGGGGUGGUCACAACUUCAGAGGCGGUCGCGGUGGAGCCAGAGUAUCAAAGUCAGCAAACCAGGACACUGCUGGAUCGCCAUCAUUUGAAGAAGAGGGAGAGCUGGGCCAGCUGAAGAAGAAGUACUCGAGCCAGCUGCCUAUGAUAAAGGAACUGUUUCCCGACUGGACAGACGAGGAUAUUGUGUCUGCCUUGGAGGAUGCCGAUGGAGUUCUUGAGAUCGCUAUUGAACGCAUUUCUGAAGGCAAUGUCUCACAGUGGGGUGAGGUGAAGAAGAAGCAUGCCGACAGGCCACGUCCCAAGGCAAAGGAAGCGCAAUCCAUUCCAACUGAGACAACAGCUUCUCAAUCUCGUGGCGCCCGUCCUCGCGGAGGAUUCGAGGGCCGUGGACGUGCUCGUGGAGAUCGUGGACGUGGAGGCCGUGGUGGCAGAGCUGCUCAUGUUAACGGUUCUCGGCCCGACAAGCCUACCACUCAAGCAUCUGUACCUUCGGAAACCGCACAAGUCCCACCGGAUUCCUGGGCUGUGGAUGGGGAUGCAAAGGAGGCUGCCGAUAAAGCUGCUCAAGACGUUGCGAAACCGACAGCAGAGCAACCACAGAAGACCAGCUUGAUCCCCGAAGGAACAAAGAAAGGAUGGGCCAGUUUGUUUGCAAAACCAACUCCGCCUCCUCAAAAGAAACCACCGCCGUCAGCUCCCGCUGCUCCUGUUCCAGAGAAAGGGCCCGAAAGCGUUGCGCCAGAGCAGCCCACUGACCAACACCCCUCAGAGCCAGAUGGAACCCAUGUUGAGGAGACUCCGCAGGUAUCAGAGGUGGCAGCUUCAGAGAUGCAGUUACCCGCCACCUCUAAUGAGCCAAAGGAGGAUGCUGCCACAUCUAUACAAGAGGAAACCCAAACUGAGCCGCAGCCAACACCGGUGACGGCAGAUGCUAGUGUGAGCACGACCGAUGAUCAAUCGCAACAACAGCACCAGUCGCUAGUGCAGGAACAGCCGCCACGCCCUGCCGUGCCAUAUACUCCUACGCCUGCUUACAAAACAACCCCGGGUCGCUCACAUUUCCAGCGCCGUCUCUUGGACCAACAAGAAGCAGUUGUCAUGCCUGGCAAUCACGCUGUUGAUCGUGCUGCCGUCCAGUUUGGCAGCAUGGGAUUAAACGGAUCAACGGAAGAAGUUGAUAUUGACGAGCAGAGAGAAGAACCUGAAACUCGCCCUCAGCCCCCCCAACACUCCCCUAUCGCCCCUCGAGCAUCUCUCCCUCCUUCGGCGCGCGCUCCGGUUCCUGGUGAAACCGUUGCACCCACCCCACGAGCCGCUCCCGGCCUCCCUCCUGUUCCUCCCACCACUACUGCCGAAACCUCCUUCAACGACUUUAGCCGAUAUGGAGAGGCUCAGAAGCCCCCACCGUCACCACAGGCGCUGACUAUUCUGCGUUCUACGGCGCUGAACCAGUCCCGCAACCCUUACUACUACGGUGGUUAUGCCCAGCCACAAGACGUUGGUGCCCAACGAACUGCCGCUGGAUUUAGUGCUACAGGAACUGAAGCCCAGACUCAGCCUCCAUCCACCCAGGCUCCUGCCCGCUACGGCCACGUUGAAACUACUAAUAGUGGUCAAAACACACCUAAUCCUACAUUGCCUGGCCAAGCACAACCAAACCAGCCCACUCAUAUGCCCCAAGCUCAAGGCCAUGGUGCUUUUAACUACGGCUAUCCUUAUUAUUCCAACCCUCAUUAUCCCAAUACAUACAUUAGUCAGAUGGGCCAGCAACAUCAAUAUGGAAGAAAUCGCCCGAUGUAUGAUGAUGUUCGACGGUAUGAGGAGCAUUAUCUGCCCCAUAGCAAUCAGUUUGGGUAUGGCAGCCAGUAUGCUCCUUAUGGCAAGGGCGGAAUGUAUGGGCAGCCCCAGCACGCUUUCUCCUACGAACACUCCUCAACCCCCGCCAACACCGGCGCCUUCACCCAAGGCGUGCCAGCUCGUGACCCUGGCUACGGCCGCACGGGAUCUACCCAGCCAACAGAAGGCCAACAAUCGACCGGCAGCAACGCCUUUGGCGGUAUUUCUGAUGUAUUCGGGCGCACCCAGUUUGGCCAGAACCAGCCCGUAGCUCCUCAACAGCCGGGUAGCGGUGAAGAGACCUCCAAGGCAUUUGAGGCGUCUAAGGCCGGUGGUCCAAGUCCUUCUGUCUCACAAGCCAACCGUCCAGGAUCGGCGGCGAAUAAUGUGCCAAGUCAACCUGCUGCGAGCCAGGUCGGCCUGCCACCUGUACCAGCUCAACAAGGAAGUCAGCAGGCGUUUGGAAAUUAUCCUCACCUUAACCCUCAAUAUGGAGGUCUUGGUGGACUGGGUACGCACCACCAGACUGGAGCUUCUCAGACUCAUCACCAGGGUGGAGGCUAUGGAAAUUACGGCGCCGGUUUCGGUAGCAACUACUACGGGAACACUGGUCGUGGUGGUGGAUGGGGUGGAAACUAUGGGCACUAG